CUUUUUUGUAGCGUGUAGCCAACGGGAAAACGUUGAUACACAGUCUGUCAAACGUGCCUGUCACUGCAUGAGGGGACUAUUCCCAAAUUCAGAGGUUUAAAUGGCAAAGUUAAGAAACAUGAAUGCAACCCUGAUACCUAUUUAACAGUGACUGCAUGGUCGGGGCUAAAUUCGAAAACUGCUAACUGUUAGUAGGUUAGGCCAACCAAGUGUAUUUGGUGAGCAAGCUAGCUACUAUUCUAGUUUAAGAGGUAACGUUAAAGAAUAUGGGGAGUUCAUUUCGGGCGUACGUUUGGAAAUGCACAGCAAAGUAUGUCGCGUUGAAUAGGGGUUGUUGCAUUCCUAACUUUUAUAGAACCACCGUUAGACUAAACUGUGCUAGUACGCGGUCCAGUGAGCGAAAAUGGUGGAAACCAUCGGGAUUUGAUACAGGGUUAAAAGUAUACAACAGCCUCACCAAACAGAAAGAGCCACUUAUAUUGGCAGAGGAGGGGGUCGCAAAAUGGUACAGCUGCGGACCUACUGUGUAUGAUCAUGCGCAUCUUGGACACGCAUGCUCCUAUGUUAGAUUUGACCUUGUGCAAAGGGUUCUGUCAAAGGUUUUUGGAAUAAAUGUCAUCCACGUCAUGGUCAUCACUGAUAUUGAUGAUAAAAUCAUAAGAAGAAGUAUGGAGAAGAACAUGUCACCCACUGUACUUGCCAGAAUGUAUGAGGAGGACUUCAAACAAGACAUGUUAGCCUUGAAGGUUAUUCCUCCAGUUGUUUAUAUGCGUGUGACAGAGAACGUUGCCCUUAUCGUGGCUUUCAUCGAACAAAUCAUACAAAAUGGACAUGCCUAUGCAACAGCGAGUGGAGAUGUCUACUUUGAUGUAGGGUCCAUGGGUCACAGCUAUGGCAAAUUUAUGAACAUGGGAGAGACGGCCGGAGAAUCAGAGGGGACAAAUAAGAGGGACAUCAGGGACUUUGCUCUAUGGAAGGCCUCCAAACCGCAAGAGCCUUUCUGGGAGUCGCCAUGGGGACCUGGAAGGCCUGGAUGGCACAUCGAGUGUUCUACUGUUGCUAGCUCUGUCUUUGGGAGUCAGCUGGACAUCCAUUCGGGGGGGAUCGAUCUGGCCUUCCCCCACCAUGAGAAUGAGAUCGCCCAGUGUGAGGCUCAUCACCAGUGCACACAGUGGGGGAACUACUUCCUCCACUCAGGUCAUCUUCAUUUGAAAGGAAGUGUAGAGAAGAUGUCAAAGUCCUUGAAGAAUUAUAUAACUAUUAAGGAUUUUCUACAGGCCUAUACUGCAAAUGAAUUCCGUAUGUUUUGCCUCUUGACAAAAUACCGAUCAGGAAUAGAGUACAGCGACAAGAGCAUGAGUGAAGCACGCAGUUCAAUGGCCACCAUCUCUUCUUUUACCCACAAUGCUCAGGCUUACAUGCAGGGCCAUGUUCUGUGCCAACCCAUAGACGAGGCAGUGCUGUGGCAGAGGCUAGCUUCUACCCAAACCAAUGUGCGUGCAGCUCUGGCUGAUGACUUUGACACCCCAAAAGCAGUGGAUGCCAUCAUGAACCUCAUUCAUCAAUGCAACUGUCAGCUUCAGACUGUCUCUAAGACUGCAGGACUGUCAAGAAGUCCAGCUGUAUUUGGGGCUGUCCUCUCCUACCUAAGGGACAUGAUGGAGGUGUUUGGAGUUGACCUGCUGGACAGAAAGGACUCCUGUGGUGUAGAUAGCUCCAGAGUCCUUGAGAAUGUGGUGGAGCAGUUGGUGCAGUUCCGCAGCGAAGUACGCAACUUUGCUCUGGAGGUGAAUGAGUCUGGUGCUGCAGAUGGCAAGAAGCACUUACACUCAGACAGACGACCCCUGCUGAAAGCCUGUGACGCCUUGCGGAGGGAUUUGGCUCCAUUAGGGGUUCAUGUCAAAGACAGAGGCACAGCCUCCACGUGGGAGAUCACACAGCUAAGAAGAGGCAAGGAAGAGAGAGAGUAGCUGUCUAUUCUCUGUGAACGCUGUGGAACAGAUCUUGUGUUAUGUUGGGGUGAUGAACGGCAGUAAACUACAUCAGUAGUUGUCAACUCUUUGUCAGUGUUGCCGCUGUGACAGCAAUUCUGUGAUACUGUGUUUUUGUAGUCAAAUAUAUGUCAUCCCUGUGCACACAUUAUUUAUGGUAGCAGCUUACUCUCUCUCACCCACACACAAACUAAUGAAAACAGCGAUUGCUGUAUUCAUUUUCAGUCAUGAAAUAGUUUAAACAAAUCUCAAAUAAUACCAAUUUGUAGAAAUGCUGAAAAGAAAAAUAUUUGAAAAGAGAAUCUGAGAAUAAUACACUGGACAGUUGGCAGCAGAAGACUUUGGAAAAAAGGAAAAUAAAAUGUUGCCUGCUGGUACCCUGAUGCCCAUGUACCAAUAAUUGACCAUUUUAAGCUUGGCCUACCAUUUUAUGGGAGCGAUGAGGCACAGGUGGGGCUUGAAAAGGCCCCCUUGUUCAAAGUGGGGGAAUGACAGAAAAAGUUUGAGAACCACUGCCUUAUACCAUCUAAAUGGUAAUGGUAAGGUGAUGCCAAACUACUUGCUUACAAAAACAAACAUCAGAAAGUGGCAAAUUGCUUCAUACGGUUCCUUUAACUCAACUAAAAGCUAACCUACUAAAUUGAAAAAAAAUAUGCUUAUUUGUAAUAUCUAAACAUGGAUACAAUCAGAAUCCGAACUGUUUUUUUUUUUUUUGGCCAAGUAUAUUUUCACAUACAGGAAAUUGACUUGGUGUGGUUGGUGCAUAGGACAUAAAACAACAAUAUAACAGCUGUAUAACAGAUAAAAUAGAAGCUAAGAGAUCCAGCUCCAGUAGUAGUUCUUUAUUGAGGGUGUGGUGCAUGAACCCUCUGAACACUUCAUAUGGGUAGCAUGGUAUUGACACCAUAUGGUAUCAUUCCCUGUGGGCUAAUUGUUAUCAUAUAACUGUUUCCCCUGCUCUGCAGUAGUCUGCAAUAUAAACAACCAGAGGUGGGACAUGUUAUUGCUUGGUAAGUAACAAGUAGCCUAAGUCUCAAGUCCUAACGGUCUUGAUUUCUGGAUGACAGACGGUAAAAAUGAUAAGUAAAAGCCCAAGAAUACUGCAGUAUAACAGCACGAACGAAAUAAUCUUACUUCACUUAAUCCAUAUAGCGGUAAAGCAUUUUGACAUGUAAUGCUCUGUUGUUAGCCAAGGUUGUAUUUUGAUGCUUUAGUGUGGUCUAUCAAACUACACCACUUUUGCAAUUGUUCAGAGAAAUGUCUCACCUUAAAAUAAAAAUACCAUACCUCCUUU
Messenger RNA from Clupea harengus (Atlantic herring), 3285 nucleotides. RefSeq names its product cysteinyl-tRNA synthetase 2, mitochondrial (gene cars2). NCBI's taxonomy places the organism in Eukaryota, Metazoa, Chordata, Actinopteri, Clupeiformes, Clupeidae. Gene Ontology annotation, molecular function: ATP binding; cysteine-tRNA ligase activity. Gene Ontology annotation, cellular component: cytoplasm. The record is from RefSeq and is a predicted model, not a curated record. Gene Ontology annotation, biological process: cysteinyl-tRNA aminoacylation.